AUGUCUGACACGCCCGAAACUACAAUGCCCGCUUCUGGCAGUAAGAGGGGCCGUGGUCGUGGCGGUGGUCGUGGAAGAGGAGCUCGAGGAGCUCAUACGCCUGCACGAGCCAACACGCGAAUAGAUGCUGCUACUUCUCAGGAGGAGAGUGGUAAGAGUAAUUCAAGCGCGGGAGAGAAAGCUCGGGCAGCCUCUCGAGACUUCUCUCAAAAGCCUUCGCCCACCCACUUCAUAUCUCUUCCCAUUGGCCACCAUGAAGCACUACGUGCCUCGAUCUCGAACUUCACAUCUGCGUUGUUACAGAGCACGCCGCCUAUCACGGGUUUUGACAAGUCUAUAGUAAUCUCUCCACGAAGGCUUCAUCUCACCCUCGGAGUCAUGUCACUUGCCGAAGACCCAGGGCUUUCAUCUGAACAAGAAGGUGCCACAUGA
Messenger RNA from Stereum hirsutum FP-91666 SS1, 432 nucleotides. RefSeq lists its product as uncharacterized. Lineage: Eukaryota; Fungi; Basidiomycota; Agaricomycetes; Russulales; Stereaceae. The transcript has 3 exons. Gene Ontology annotation, biological process: DNA alkylation repair; regulation of DNA-templated transcription. The coding region runs from base 1 to 432 and encodes 143 amino acids. Gene Ontology annotation, cellular component: nucleus. The record is from RefSeq and is a predicted model, not a curated record.